AUGGCUGCCACCAUGGAGGAAAACCCACAUGAUGCAAGAAAUCGCCAAUUUUAUUCCCUCCCCGAGGAACCUGUUGCAUCUGAAUUUGCCGAAGAUAGCACAGAAUCAAAGGAAUCCCUUUUAAGUUAUAUUCGAAAUAAUGUUAUUGGAAAAGACAAGAUUUUUAGCGGACCAUUUGGAUUACGAAAAGUUACUUAUACAGACUACAUUGCAUCUGGAAGAGCUCUGAAAUUCAUUGAAGAUUACAUCCAAAAUGAAGUAUUGCCAGAUUAUGGAAACACACACACCACUACCAGCUUAACUUCUCUGCAGACAACACUGUACAGGGUUGAAGCAAGGGAUAUUGUUCGGAACUCUGUUCAUGCUAGUGAACAUGACUCUGUGAUAUUCUGUGGAAGUGGUACUACAGCAGCUGUUCAUAAACUCAUUCACGCACUAAAUCUGGAGAGGCCACCGGUAGUAUUUGUUGGGCCUUAUGAACACCACUCAAGCUUUCUCCCAUGGAUAAGCAUAAAUGCAGUAAUUGUAAGAAUUCAAGAAGAAAAGGGAGGCAGCAUAAAUAUUACAGACCUUGAGAGUAAAUUACAGCACUGGCAGUCAUCUGGUCAUCCUUUAAUUGGGUGUUUUUGCGCUGCCUCUAACGUCACUGGCAGUAUAGUGGAUGUCAACUCCAUCACCGUUUGUCUUCACAAGCAUGGAGCGCUCUCUUUCUGGGAUUAUGCUACAGCUGCUCCUUACGUCAAAAUUGACAUGAAUCCAGUGUUGACAAGCAGCGAGGACCAGCCAUAUGUAUACAAGGAUGCCAUUUUUAUGUCAGCACACAAGUUUGUUGGAGGAGUCCAAACUCCAGGUAUCCUGGUGGCAAAGAAAAAGCUUUUCAAGAAUAAAAUACCAGACAACUGUGGAGGAGGGACUGUAUUUUAUGUACGAAGAGAGAACUACAGGUUUCUACAAGAGCCAGAGUUUCGUGAGGAGGGAGGGACACCUGCCAUUGUAGAGUCUGUCAGGGCAGGGCUAGUGUUCCAGCUUAAAAAUGCAGUAUCUCCUCAAACAAUCAUGGAGAAAGAGGAGCAGCUUCGCAGUAUGGCUGUAGAGGCCUUCAAAGACUGUGACAACCUGGUACUACUGGGUAAUGCUGGAAACAAGAACAACAGCCUCCCUGUGUUCUCCUUCCUGAUUUACAAUCCUCAGGCAGGGAGGUUCCUCCACCACAACUUUGUGGCCAGUCUGCUGAACGACCUGUACGGGAUCCAGGCCAGAGGGGGUUGUGCCUGUGCUGGCCCCUACGCCAUGGAUUUAUUGGGGUUAGAUGAAGCAACUUCAGCUGAAAUAGAAAACCUGCUAGCAGAGGAUGAUAGGCUGGAUAGAACACACUUACGGCGAUACCGAGAGUAUUCACACAGAGAAAUCAUUAGACCAGGCUUUGUUAGAAUUAAUCUCCCCUACUUCAUGGAUGAAGAGACAGCUCAGUUUGUUUUAGAGGCUGUUAAAGCUGUAGCAAAAGAAGGAUGGAAACUACUACCACAGUACAUGUUUAAUCCUGAGACUGGGGAGUGGAGACAGAAAGAUUUCCAAGUUUUCAAAGACAGGAAGUGGCUGGGUCACAUUUCUUACAAAUCAGGAGAGAUGUCUUACAAAGUGCCUCCCCCAGUUGUCAAGGGACCUUUACCCACGGACUACAAUGAUUGCCUAGAGAAGUCCAGAGAACUUUUCAAACAAGCUGCAAAGACCUGCGGGUAUCAGCUACCAGAUCAUACCAACAUGUUUGAUGAUAAAGCCAAGAAGUACCGCUGGUUCCUGUUACCCAGUGAAGCGGCGGACAUUUUGUCUGGACACAAUGUACCGAACUUCUCCUCCCAGCUUCCAUUCUGUCCGCCUGCCCUCCGAGAGACAGCAAAUUUACCUCCCUUUGCAUUGGAGGUGACAAAGAAUAAUGGAGUUGUUUAUACUCCUGUAACAUUGAAUCUAUCUGAGACAAAAAGACAUACCAAUUUCUCAGAGAAACUAGUUCAGAACUUAGAAAAAGUACAGUGCAACUCUAACUGUUCAGAAAUUAAAGCUGAUGGCUGUGAUAGUGCCUGCAAUGUGAAUUCAAGUGAAGGAAAAAGUAGCUCUGAUUCUAAACAGAGAGGAGAAAGUAAAAUCUGUGAUGACAAUUCUAAAGCAACUUCAAAUUCAACAUGUCCUCUUGUGUGUGCUACAAGGAAAAGAGAUCUACAGGACAAAACUGUUGAAAGCCCUUCUCCAAAAGCUGCUUGCUCAAACUCAAAACAGAUGAAAAGUGAAACGAUAACUAAACAACAAUUGUUGGACAAUAAUGUUGGAGGAGAAAAAUCUGUCAAUGGUGAACAGAAUUCAAAGCCUGUACAAGCAAAGAAAUCCACAGCAAGUAAAUGGUUCUCUCCUCCAAAGGCAAUCUUUACAAAAUUCCUCAAGGGUUUAGAAGACUACAGCAUGCUGAGGGAGGGAGACCGGGUGAUGGUGUGUCUGUCCGGGGGGAAGGACUCUCUGUCUCUGCUACACACCAUCAGACAGUACCAGUUCUACUGUAAAGCCAAGGGACUGAAGUUUGAGUUUGGGGCUGUAACAGUGGACCCCCAGACCCCGUCCUAUGACCCCAGCCCUCUGAAGCAGUACCUGGCCAGUCUCGGUGUUCCUUACUUCUAUGAGUCACAGUGUAUCAUGGAUCAGGCCCAGAGUCUCGAGAACUGUGCGUCCAUCUGCAGCUUUUGUAGUCGAAUGAAGCGGGGCAGAAUUUACGCAUGUGCCAGGAAAAAUGGAUACAAUGUUCUUGCUCUGGGGCAGCACCUAGACGACUUGUGUGAAAGUUUCCUAAUGUCAUUUUUCCACAAUGGAAUCCUCAGGACCAUGAAGGCUCACUAUGAUGUAGAAGAGGGAGAUUUAAGAGUGAUAAGACCUUUCGUGUAUGUCAGAGAAAAAGAUUUGAGACUUUUUGCUGAAAAGAAUAAACUGCCAGUAAUAGCAGAAAAUUGUCCUGCAUGCUUUGAAGCACCAAAGGAGAGGCACAGAACAAAACAGUUACUUGCUGCUCAAGAGAUUCUUUUCCCCAAUUUGUACAAUAGCAUGAUGGCAGCCAUGAAACCCAUCAUGGCCAUUAAUAAAACAGGCGUUCGAAUCGGCGACAUUUUGAACACCAAAGAUGAAGAGACAGAUGAUAUGGACAUUUAAAUUUUCCUGUAUAUUUAUUGCAUAGACAUAAAAAUCAGAUAUUGUAUAAAUAAAUUGUUGAUUUGGAAAA
Magallana angulata is the source of this 3259-nucleotide messenger RNA. RefSeq lists its product as uncharacterized. The transcript has 23 exons. NCBI's taxonomy places the organism in Eukaryota, Metazoa, Mollusca, Bivalvia, Ostreida, Ostreidae. Bases 1 to 3189 code for a protein of 1062 amino acids. The record is from RefSeq and is a predicted model, not a curated record.